AUGGCGGAGAUCUUUGUGGGCAAAACACGACCUUGUCUCAGGAUGUCUGUCUUACAGAACAAUGAGAUCAUACUAGCAGAUGAAUCUGUAAAAGUGAUCAAACAAGAGAACGGGGUUGACGUACCAUACCAGGUCCACUCUAUCGGUCUCUAUGUUGUUGUUGAGGCUGAAAAUGGCCUGAUCCUCAUGUGGGACAAGAAGAAUAGCCUGUUCAUCAAACUCAGCUCUACCUUCCAGGGCCAAGUGUGUGGUCUGUGUGGUAACUACGACGGUAAUGGAAAGAACGACUUCACGUCCAGAAACCAGGAAGUGGUUGUUGAAGCUCUGGAGUUUGGGAACAGCUGGAAAGUGUCACCCAGUUGCCCCAACGCUGAUGUCAUAAAAAACCCAUGCACUUUAAGAUCAUACAGGCAGUCCUGGUCUCUGAAACGCUGCAGCAUCAUCACCAGUAACGUUUUCUCAGCCUGCCACUCACAGGUGGACCCCACGCCAUUCCAUGAUGCCUGUGUGAGGGACUCGUGUGCCUGUGACACUGGGGGAGACUGCGAGUGUUUCUGUACAGCUGUAGCAGCCUACGCCCAGGCCUGUAACGAGGCAGGGGCUUGUAUCAAGUGGAGGACACCAGAUAUCUGCCCUCUGUUCUGUGAUUUCUACAACCCUAUUGGUGAGUGUGAGUGGCAUUAUAAUCCGUGUGGAUACCCCUGUAUGAAGACCUGCAAGAAUCCCUCAGGAACAUGCUCCAGUCAGAUCCCUGCACUGGAAGGUAACUAA
This is a messenger RNA of Oncorhynchus nerka (sockeye salmon), 771 nucleotides long. Its product is annotated as mucin-2-like. Gene Ontology annotation, cellular component: extracellular matrix. The coding region runs from base 1 to 771 and encodes 256 amino acids. The transcript has 5 exons. NCBI's taxonomy places the organism in Eukaryota, Metazoa, Chordata, Actinopteri, Salmoniformes, Salmonidae. The record is from RefSeq and is a predicted model, not a curated record.